Messenger RNA from Leguminivora glycinivorella, 2482 nucleotides. RefSeq names its product neural/ectodermal development factor IMP-L2-like. The transcript is spliced from 7 exons. Bases 379 to 1158 code for a protein of 259 amino acids. NCBI's taxonomy places the organism in Eukaryota, Metazoa, Arthropoda, Insecta, Lepidoptera, Tortricidae. The record is from RefSeq and is a predicted model, not a curated record. Gene Ontology annotation, cellular component: neuron projection.
GCAACAAAACGACGUGUCGCGAAAAACUACGAUAUCGAUAAACAUUCGGCGCAUCACUGUUUUACGCGCGUUCCAUUUUUGAAUUUCAAACUUGCGGCAGACUUUUGGCGCGUUCGAUUUUCAAUUUCAAACUCGCGGCGCAGAACUGUCUUUGGCGCGUUCCGUUUUCAUAAAUCGAACCUGCGCGUUCCGUUUUCAAACUUUUAAAGAAACUUCGAAUUUAGAAGUGACGGGUGUCGAUGUGUGUGUAUUUAUGAACAAGAUGAUAAAUGUUUUUCAGAGGACACAGUAUUUUUUGUAUUUCGCUAUAAAGUAGUUGGUUUUUGAUACGAGUUCGUUCCGGUUUCUAGAAGUUUAUAUAGGUCUCGAAUCUCCAAGAUGUAUGCUCUCCUAAUAUUCGCACUGGUGGCUGGCUGCAGAGCCGCGAAUGUCAACAAACAUAUGCGAUUACUCACAGAGCUGGACAACAAGAUUGAUCCUAAUUUAUUACCCCUCCGGGCACCUCGAAGGUUCCUCGCCAUCACCAAAGCACCAGCAGCAGUCACAGGGCACCAGGCGGGCACCACCGUGUCUUUAAUAUGCGAAGCAUUUGGCGCUCCGGCACCCACGAUACGCUGGUUUAAGAAUAACCAACCAGUUUAUGAGUACGACCAAGAGUCCAACGAGAUCUUCGAUACGAAUCCCACAUCGCUGGCCAGGGUGUCUUCCACGCUACUGGUGGCCCGGACCGCGGGCCGCGAUGAGUACACCUGCGUCGCGGCGGCAGGGGCUAAGACGGAGAGGGUGCACAGCGUUGUUUAUAGCACAGAUGGCAGCACCGACUUAAUACCAGACCGGGCGCGGCUCAUCCCACUCGCGCCUCAAAUCCUCGUCUCAUACAAAGUGUUCAUGGACCUCAUCGGGAACAACGUGGUGCUGCCUUGCCACGCGAGGGGGCACCCGCGGCCGCAGGUCACGUGGGUCAAUAACCGGGGCGCGUCGGUGAAAACGGAUCCGAGGAUGAAGGUGCUUCGUUCAGGCGAGCUAGUGAUCUCGCCGCUCCUGUGGAGUGAUAUGGGCGAGUUCACUUGCCACGUCUCCAACGCGUUCGGCAGCCAGCUCGCUACUACCUUCGUGUACCCUGCUAGUGUCAGUAGGGUGAAUAAAGUGAAGCAGUAGACAAACGAACAAACGAAGCAUCGUAUACUUAACUUGAAUGUUCCUGUAGUUAGUACUUGUUUACUAGUACGCGAGCGAACUAAACGAACCUUCAGAAAUUUAUUUCUUUGAAUUCUACGCCUAUAAAGCCUAUACGUAUUCAUAAAGUGAAUUUUUGACACAAUAGUAACGGCUUUAGAUAAUCUAAGGGUACUCCAGUGAAAAAUGUUCACUUAAUUUAAAAAAAAAAUUAAGUAUGUCGUUUAUUUUUACAGUAAAACAAUCAAAAACGAGUUAAAAACAAUGUAACUCCGUAAUCCGUAACAAUUGUAUUUUGAUCGAUACCAAAUUUUAAACAUAUAAUAUAACAACAAUAAGGAUUAAGCGAAAAUGAUUAACUUUAUAUGUAAUGUUAUAAGAAAUAAAUGAGAAAAUAAUUAAGAAUAAGUACAACUGAAUAUCUAGCAUAAAUCUCGAGGUAUAGAGGGCGGCAUUUUCUCGUUGUAAGAAAGAAUCUACGAGUAUUUAUAUUUUGCUUAAAUAAUUUAUAAUUUAGCGUUUUCUCCAAUUUUUGGAAAAUCUAAUGGUGUUGUAUUAUUUAAUACCUGCUCUUUAAAAAAAACUGAUCGUUUUUAUUUUAUUUAAUACUUAAGUGUAUUUCAUAUUAUAAGUAUUUAUUAAAAAUACCAUCAAAAAGAUGUGAUUCUAUGUACAAAUCAAACUAAGUAAUUUUGUAUAGAUUAAACAUUUUAAUCCUUUUAGAUAAUGUAUUUUGUUCCAUUGAUUUUAUCCUGUUAAAAGAACAUCGGGACUAAGGACGGCUGGACCGUAAAAUAAUUUAUUUAUUCGCUCGCGUAUUUUUGAAAUCGAGUCUGCCUAUUUUUUAUUUGUUGUAUAAAAUAAUCCUUUUGUUAACUAUGCGGUUUACAUUUUAAAAUAAAAAAAAUCUUGUGACAUCUUAAUAAUGACUAAAUUAUUAUAGCUAUUGACAAAGAAAAUUUAAAUUAAUUGUUAUGUAAAACAAGAAGGUGCUUUUAUUUUUAAAAGAUAGAUUUGCACAAUUCUGCAUGUAUUUUAAACGUACAUACUAGCGUCAUCUGUUGUUGAGUAGCAGAAAACUAUGAAGCUUGUUUUGUCCUAUUCGAUGCUAGAUGGCAGUAGUUGAGAACACAUUUAAAAAUCAUUUUCAACUGUUUCUAAUGUAAAUGGCGUCGUUAACAAAAGUUGAUAAAUAAACCAUUAUUGUAUGAUAAUGUGUUACUGUAUUAUUUAAUUAUUGUGAUUAUAAACUAUUAUAAUAAAACUGUGAUGAAAAUAGAUGGAUAUAAAUAAAAUAACGAUCAAC